AUGAGUCUUGAAUUACAAACGAAUGUAAAUGAUGUACUCAACGAAGAUCAAUUAAUGCUGGAUUCAAAACCAAAAAAACAUGUGCCUGCUCAAUGGGCUCGAACAACAUGCUUUAUAUUGAUUGUGGUCAUGAAUUUGAGUGCCUGGAUUGAUUUGGAAGGUUUAAUAGGUGAGAUACCUCUUAUUGUUGUUCAAGCACCAGAAGGAUGGGCAUUACCAUCUGCGGCAUCUUUAUGCCUCAGCAUGGCAAAUAUUGCACCUGCUAUUAUCGUAUUGCUCCGCUGGCGCCAAGGAAGCCGGUUCUCAGAGAUUCCCUAUAUUUACCUGAUUAUCGUUGUUGGCUUGCUAUCAUGUUGUGUACUAGCUUUUACUUGGCAACGAACGAUCUUCUUAUUUGGAAGUGAACGGAGUGUAUGGUUUUUUUGUUGCUUUUUUACUCUAUCAAUGCUCGACUGUUCAUCUUCUUUGGUCUUCUUCGAUUAUAUGAAGCGAUUCCGAGACCACUAUUUGACAGCUGUUUUUCUCGGCGAAGGACUCACGGGAAUUAUUCCUACGUUUCUAUUACUCGCUCAAGGUGUAGGUGGUGAGGCAACCUGUGUUUUAACUACCAACGGUACUUCUCUGGAACCUAUCUAUAGUGAACCACGGUUUAGUGUUAAAAUUUAUAUCUUGCUUCUUGGAUGUGUUAUCGCGGCAUCCCUAAUCGCCUUCAUCCUACUCAGAUGGACAAACAUAAUCGCAUUGGCUGAUGCUGUUCAAUCAGUAAUUUAUCAAGCAGAAGAACUUACAACUGGCACCGAUCCUAACGAGAAUUCCUUAAUGACUUCUGUAAUUGAAUCGCCUGAAUCGAAAUCUCGCCCACAAAUGACUCGUAGAGUAUUCAUUUUUCUAUUAUUGAUCAACAUUAUUAAUUCAACGAUGUUAUUUGGAUGCUUGCCGUCGCUGAGCACAUACGCUUUAUUACCAUAUGGUCAAAAAGCCUUUUACUAUUCGAGUCUUUUUACUCCAGCAGCAUACUCAGUUGCAUUAUUGAUUAAUUUGCGUUGGGAAACCAUAACACUACGUGCAACAGUCAUAGGAUCAGCGAUUGGACUAAUGCUUUGUAUUUUUAUCAUAAUAAUUGCAACACAAAGCCCAUGUCCUUGGUGGAGUGAUACGACACAUGGAGCUAUAAUAAUUGCUAUUUCUUGGUUUCUAGCAACACUGAUUAUUGCUUUUCUGCGAAUCACUAUUGGUCAUCGAAUUAAAUUAGAAUGGAAAGACGAUCAGGGAAUGUUUUAUUUUGGCGCAAGUAUUCAACUUGGUUUACUAUUAGGUGCAAUUCCGAUGUAUUUUUUAGUUAAUGUUUUUAAUGUUUUCACCGAUCGCGAGCCAUGUGUUAUAUACUGCCUGACAUAA
Molecule: messenger RNA, 1398 nt
Organism: Rotaria socialis
Lineage: Eukaryota; Metazoa; Rotifera; Eurotatoria; Philodinida; Philodinidae
Source: the annotation of a GenBank genome assembly